This is a messenger RNA of Capsicum annuum, 934 nucleotides long. RefSeq lists its product as uncharacterized. The coding region runs from base 292 to 768 and encodes 158 amino acids. Lineage: Eukaryota; Viridiplantae; Streptophyta; Magnoliopsida; Solanales; Solanaceae. The transcript has a single exon. The record is from RefSeq and is a predicted model, not a curated record.
AAGCUAGCUCAUAAAGAGUGAAAACAUGUAUUUUCCCUUUCAUAUUGGUUUGGUUGGUUAUUGACAAUAAAAAGUAUUUGUUCCCUUCCUUUAAAAUAAAAAAUAAGAUGGAUAAAUUAAAAUGGAGGGAGGGAGUAAUAUUGUCAAGUUGACCAGUAAGGCUCAAUGAUGUAGGGGAAGAGUCCGCAGCCAGACAUUUUGCCUUUGUUUUUCUAUAUUCAAAAAUCAUACGCAUUAUUCAACACGCGACUUGGCCAACCGGUGCACGCACCCGGAUUGGUUAUAUUCGGAAUGGCCCUCUCUGGAUUCUCCUUGUCCAAAACAACAACACCAUUCCUCACCAAUCUUCCCCAUCCGCCACCGAAAAAUGCCCAACGCGCAUCGGCCUUUCUCAUGCCUAUAACAGAUCUGACUUUAACACAAAUCCGCACCCUCCAUCUGUUCCGAUUCCAUCACCCUAGAUUCCUAUCCAGCCGUAAUAUCGCUGCACUCAAAACUCCGAUGGCUGAGGAAGCGAUUAACAAGGCCACCAUAAAGUCAACGGUGGAUAACAAGAGUACCGUAGAGUCAGCGAUGAAUAACAUAACGGAAUCGGAGAAGAAGAAUGAGGAAGAAUCAAAGGUUACGAUUCCGCCGCCGCCGGAGAAGCCGUUGCCGGACGAUUGUUGCGGGAGUGGAUGUGUUAGAUGCGUGUGGGACAUGUAUUAUGAAGAACUCGAGGAAUACAAUAAGCUUUACAAGAGUAAUCCAGAUGUUAAGUCUUCUUAGAUUGGUUUGGAAAGACUAGGAUUCAUAUAAUUGAUUGCAUCUGUUCAUAUGAAUUGUUGUUUGUUAAAGUAUAUUCGUGGAAUCACUGAUGACAGAUUUAUGAGCAGGCACGUACUGUAAACAAAUUGAAACUUCGUAAACUAAACAUUUAUUUUUCUACUCUUAA